Molecule: messenger RNA, 2391 nt
Organism: Nasonia vitripennis (jewel wasp)
Lineage: Eukaryota; Metazoa; Arthropoda; Insecta; Hymenoptera; Pteromalidae
Gene: Arp1
Product: actin-related protein 1
Exons: 7
Coding region: 1203-2192 (329 amino acids)
Source: RefSeq, a predicted model, not a curated record
AGAAAUGUUGGUACAAAUAUAAAUAACGUCUGCGCCGCGCGCAUCUAUGCGCUUCUCCUCCGCCGUGGCUCCAUCCCCCACCACUCGACUGCAAGCUAGCGCUCAGCCGAAUUGCACGAACUUUACGAGAGUUUUUCGCAUGUAAUGCACGAUGUAAACUUUUCAAAACUUUUUUUUUUAAAUUAUAAUCAGACUUGCGGUAACUCAUACAGGCCUUCUGGAAAAAAACGCACUGCGAAAUUUGAAUCGCGAUUUUGAGAAAAAUAAUUAUCCGACAGCACUCGCCCUUCGCACACAUAAAGAACUCGAUAAUAUCUAAGUUUUCCCAAAAUUUGAGAGCUUAAGCUAAAAAAUGGACGGAGCUAUAAAGCGCCUAAUGUUCCGGUUUUUCCGAAUUUCCUCCGGACCUUAUUAUCUGAUUGAGACGUUCGACAUCUCAUUUUGUAGGCAUUUUUAUUCUCUACAAAUUAUCUUGUUGGGACAUUCCGAUUGCUUUAUUAGUUUAAAAGUUAAAAGCAAAAAAGACAAAAAUCGCGUUUUUUGCAAUAAAUCAUUAAUAACUAGCAUAUGAAGCGGAAAUGCUAGUGAAAAACACAUAUCUGUUAAUCUACUCAUCAUCUUUUAUAUAAUCGUACAAUCGGUUUCCUGCUAGUCUUUUUGUUACGAUAACGCAGUUUUCAAUCUCUACAGCUUGGCCGAAAAGUGAUAAUGGAAAUGAACGCUUAACGAAUGAUGAUGAUGAUAGUAUUCAAAGUAAUACAGAUUAUAUGAAAGUAAUAACAUAAUAUAUUUCUCAAUCGAUUAAUGUUUCCAUCCGCAAAUCUGAAAGUGCGUAAUAGCAAUUGAAAGCGCAUUUGGAAUUUAUUAAAAUGUUCAAUCUGUGUGCUGGUAAAUACUUUAAAGGUCUUAAUCUUUCUUAACACAUAAUAUCAAAAUGUUUUUCCUCGCAACAAGAAUAUUUAAAGUAUCAUUAUUAUUAUAAAGAAUGUUCCGAGUCAAUAGUAUACUCCAUAAGUGCAACAGAAACAGUUAUGAGUCGAAAUUUUGUGUGCUAAAAGUGCGAACAUAGAAAUGUUUUAGAAGCUGUUCCUCUAAAUUAUUUUAUAUUGGGAUCUGGAGUAAUAAAAGCAGGUUUUGCCGGAGAUCAAAUUCCUAAAUGCAGAUUUCCAAACUUCAUUGGAAGACCUAAACAUACUCGAGUAAUGGCUGGUGCAUUAGAGGGAGAUAUCUUUGUUGGACCCGUAGCUGAAGAACAUCGUGGAUUAUUAUCCCUUCGAUAUCCGAUGGAGCAUGGUAUAGUCAACGAUUGGAACGAUAUGGAACGCAUAUGGUCUUAUGUUUAUAGCAAAGAUCAAUUGUCUACAUUUAGCGAAGAACAUCCGGUACUAUUAACGGAAGCUCCUUUAAAUCCGUGGAAAAAUCGUGAAAAGGCGGCUGAAUUAUUUUUUGAAUCUUUUAACGUUCCAGCUCUUUUCGUUUCAGUUCAGGCAGUCCUAAGUUUAUACGCGACCGGAAGAACUACAGGUGUAGUAUUAGAUUCUGGCGAUGGUGUAACUCAUGCUGUACCAAUUUAUGAGGGAUUCGCUAUGCCGCAUAGCAUAAUAAGAAUAGAUAUAGCUGGCAGAGACGUAACAAAAUAUCUCAAAUUACUGUUAAAAAAAGAAGGUAUCAACCUAAGUACAACUGCUGAAUUUGAAAUUGUUAAGACCAUAAAAGAAAGAGCCUGUUAUUUAGCAAGUAAUCCUCAAAAAGAAGAAUCUGUAGAUGCAGAAAAAUUUUUGUUUAGUUUGCCUGAUGGACAUCACGUAGAGAUUGGACCAGCACGAUUCCGUGCUCCUGAAGUACUUUUUCGCCCUGAUCUAAUUGGCGAGGAAUUUGAAGGGCUCCAUGAAGUUCUCAUGUAUUCUAUACAGAAAUCUGAUUUGGAUUUGAGAAAAAUCCUGUUUCAAAACAUUGUUUUGUCUGGUGGAUCCACAUUGUUUCGGGGAUUCGGAGACAGAUUACUCUCAGAGAUCCGCAGAAUGGCACCGAAGGAUGUAAAAAUAAGGAUAUCUGCACCGCAGGAGCGUUUGUACAGCACAUGGAUAGGCGGCUCUAUUUUGGCAUCACUAGACACGUUUAAAAAAAUGUGGGUUAGUAAACGAGAAUAUGAUGAAGAAGGACGACGUGCAAUACAUCGAAAAACAUUCUAAAUAUAAUUCUAAUUUUAUAAUUUGGUACUAUGUUUAUACAAAAAAACACAUGGAAAGAGAAUUGUAACUUUGUUUUUAAAUUUAUAUUUACAAUAAUUGAGACAUACCAUGGAUAAAUAUUUGAUACAAACUGUUCUGUUGUUAAGGAAGCUUGUAUUUCAAAAAGUAUAUUAAUUAAAAUAAUUACAUAUGUAGUAUA